This is a messenger RNA of Cuscuta epithymum, 1410 nucleotides long. Lineage: Eukaryota; Viridiplantae; Streptophyta; Magnoliopsida; Solanales; Convolvulaceae. The record is from the annotation of a GenBank genome assembly.
GAGAUGCUCCCUGAACACGUAUGGUCCUGCAUUACUGAAAUCAGUUUGUUGUUUCAAUCGAUAUGUUUCAGUGUUUUGGAUGCGGCAUCCCUCCGGAGACUACAAGAGUCUGUUCCCAUUCUGAUGUGUAAUCUGGAAAAAAUAAUGCAUCCAUCGUUUUUCGAUACAAUGGAACAUCUGAUAAUACAUCUUCCGUAUGAGGCUUUGACUGCUGGGCCCGUCUUCUAUCGCUGGAUGUACAAAUUUGAAAGAUUUCUAGGAGAGCUGAAAAAGAAAGUGACCAACAAGGCACACGUUGAGGCUUCAAUUUGUCAAGCGUAUCUUCAACAAGAAAUCUCAACGUUCUCGUCUUUUUACUUCGAGCGUGACGGCAUCACCAGAAGGAAGAGACCUGCCCGGAACGAUGACAUUGGCGAGGAUUUAUAUGAAAAUGUAGUUUCCAUCUUCAAUUACCCAGGCAGAGGUAAAGGUGCUGCGACACAACGAUACAUCCUGGGUGGGGAAUUGCAAAUUGCGCAUACUUAUAUCCUCAUGAAUUGUCCAGAAAUCUCACCGUUUUAUCAUGAAUUCCGAGCUUCUUUAUCAGCCUUUCCUGAGAAUGAAAUUGAUGCAUUGGUGGACUCCGAUUUUGUAAAUUGGUACAAGUAUCAGAUCAAUAGUCGUGGGAUUGUCGACCCUUUGUUAGUAUCAUUAGCGUGGGGCCCAAGUGCCAGUGCCAAAGUGUGGCGGCAAUAUGUGAUAAACGGUUACACAUAUCACACAGCCGAUUACGGACAGGGCCGACCAACAACGAACAACGGGUUAUGUGUCCCGACCAUCGGUUAUGAUAACUCGGAAACCAAUUUUUUUGGUGUCCUGCAGGAGAUUCUGGAACUUGAGAUGCCUUCUGGUGUGCAAAAAUUGACAUGCGUUCUGUUCCGCUGCACAUGGGUCGAUCCCACACGUGGCGUGCGCAAAAAUCCGAAGUAUAAUAUGAUUGACGUCAACCACUCUCGUGUGUACCCGAAAAAUGAGCCUUUCAUACUCGCCCAACAAGCAGCGCAGAUUUAUUAUGCAGAAUAUCCUUCAACAAGGCGGACACAAAAUCCUUGGGUGUGUGCAUGUCCUGUCCGUCCGAACAAAAUUAAAUCACAAACUCAACACAAGGACGUUGAUCUAGAUGCUUUUCAGCAACAAUUUUUCCAACCUCCGCCUAUUGUUGAGACGGUCAACUAUAACGUCCAAUUAAGUGAUCCAAAUGGCGGACGUGUUGAAGUCAUGCCAGAAACGCACCUUCCGGACCUAACAAUUCCAUCUGAGCGCGAAAUUGAGGAAAUGUAUGUAGCACAACAAAACGCUCAAUAUCAGGAAGAAUGUGAAUGGAUAGACGGUUCAGAUACAGAAGAAGAUACUGUAUAUGUAGAAAAUGAC